Messenger RNA from Malania oleifera, 3936 nucleotides. Its product is annotated as glutamate receptor 3.7-like. The record is from RefSeq and is a predicted model, not a curated record. The transcript is spliced from 6 exons. NCBI's taxonomy places the organism in Eukaryota, Viridiplantae, Streptophyta, Magnoliopsida, Santalales, Ximeniaceae. Gene Ontology annotation, biological process: G protein-coupled receptor signaling pathway. Gene Ontology annotation, cellular component: plasma membrane. Bases 1066 to 3786 code for a protein of 906 amino acids. Gene Ontology annotation, molecular function: glutamate-gated receptor activity; G protein-coupled receptor activity.
GCCAUAAGCUUGAUGCAACUAUUCUGCUCUACAAUAUUUUUACAUCACAAAGGACUGGUUUGUCACUGAAUCUAAUUUUCUUUAAAAAAAAUUUGUUCCAAGAUUCAAACUUGUUACUGAUUCUAUUUUUUUUAUUCACUUUGAAUCUUUGUUUUUUAAGAGUGUCAAUACCUUUGGGGCUGGAAAAGAAAAUCCAUGCAUGGUGAUUGAUAUAGACCACUGCAUGUAUGCAUGCAUGUAGAAACGAAGCUUUCUGGCUUUUCUUUUUACCCCAUCUUUGAUAAUUCUGUAGCGCUAAGCGAAAUUUCCAUCUCUCAUCUUCUCAACAAUUUUCUUGUUGUGCACAUUUACUAUGCGAGGCCCACCAGACCAUAUCCGGUGCAGAAAUUUCUCAUGUUUGGAAGCGGGGAAACUGCCAGGAAUUAAAGAUUUGGAGAUGGCAGUUGAUCGCUUUCUUCGGUCUGUGGCUGUUAUUGACACUCCUGAUUGAAGUGAUGUUCACUCCCUUCUGGGUACUACUCUGAUGAUGGCGCAGAGGUGCCCUUGAAUCUCCAGGAUACCCUUAACUUUUUAGGGCACCAUUGCUGUUCAUAAUCCCUCAACUCUACUCUCUCCAUCAAAGACUAUUUGGGUGUUUGUAAAAAUGUUCUUUUGAGGUCAGGUUCACACACUUUGCAAUGUGGGUUAAUUAGCUUUCUGAUGAGGCGCGGAGAUGCCCUUAAAUCUGUAGGAUACCCCUAAGUUUUUAGGGCAGCAUUGCUGAUUAUAAUCCCACUACUCUUAAAAAUGUGCUUUUGAGCUCAGGUUUACAGACUUUGCAAUCUUGGAUUAUGUAACAGAUCUUGGGUUAUUAGUUUUCUGAUGAUGGCGCAGAGGUGCCCUUGAAUCUUUAGGAUACCCUUAAGUUUUUAGGCACCAUUGCUGAUCAUAAUCCCUCUACUCUUACUCCGUCUUUCAAAUACCAUGUGGGUGUUUGUAAAAAUGUGCUUUUGAGCUCAGGUUUAGAGACUUUGCAAGCUUGGCUUAUCUAACAGAUAGGGUUAUAAUUAGUUUCAAGCGUAAAUUAUGAAGUGUUCUCUGCUGGUUCCACUGCUCCUUUUGACAUGGGUCUUCCUCAGUGGUCAUGUGUGUUGCCAGACACCUGCUGUUGUGAAUGUUGGUGUGGUUUUUGCUUUUAAUUCAGUAAUUGGUAGAGCUGCAAGGGCAGCCAUGGAUGCCGCUGUCUAUGAUAUUAAUCAUGAUCAAAGCAUUCUCAAUGGGACCGAACUGAGAUUAGUCAUGGAGGAUGCAAAAUGCAAUCCCUUCUUGGGGUCCAUUAAAGCUUUUCAACUGCUUGAGAAGGAAGUAGUGACCGUGAUUGGCCCCCAGUCCUCCACAAUAGCUCAUAUUACUGCAGAAAUUGCUAACGGUCUCCAAGUGCCUUUUGUCUCAUAUGCUGCCACUGACCCUACACUCUCUGCUUUGCAGUUCCCUUUCUUUCUCCGAACCACACACAGUGACUCUUACCAAAUGGCUGCAAUGGCUGAUUUGGUUUACUUUUAUGGGUGGAGAGAGAUCAUUGCUAUCUUUGUGGACAAUGAAUAUGGAAGGAAUGGAAUAUUGGCUUUAGAUGAUGAGCUUCAGAAGAAGAUGUCAAAAAUAUCUUAUAAAUUGCCCUUACCUACCGGAUUUAAUCUCAGCACUAUAACUAGUUUGCUCAAUAAAUCCAAAUUGCUUGGACCUCGUGUUUAUGUCGUUCAUGUGAAUCCUGACUCAGGUCUUAGGAUUUUUACUAUUGCUCAGAAACUUAAGAUGAUGACCAGAAACUAUGUGUGGCUUGUGACCGAUUGGCUUUGUACCACUUUAGACUCAUUCUCCCCAGCAAGUCAAACUUCGCUCAACUUUCUCCAAGGGGUAGUGGGGAUUCGUCAAUAUAUUCCACCAUCCAUCCAGAAGAAGGCUUUUCUGUCUCGGUGGAGAAAAAUGCAGCAAAAAGGGUUAGCCCAUUCUGGGCUGAAUACCUAUGGAUUUCAUGCUUAUGAUACAGUGUGGGCAACUGCACAUUCAAUUGAUAAAUUUUUAAAAGAAAACGGCAGUAUUAAUUUUUCUUUUGCCCACCAAUUUCACGAUCUAAACCUCAGGAAGUUUAAAGUAUUUGAUGGUGGAGAUCUUUUGCGCAGGACAUUAUUGCAGACAAAUUUCUCUGGUUUAACAGGUCAUAUUCAAUUUAAUCCAGAUCGGAAUCUCAUGAGUGCUGGCUAUGAAAUCAUUAAUAUUAACCAGAUGGCAAUUCACAGGGUAGGCUACUGGUCUAACUAUUCAGGUCUUUCAGUUUUUCCCCCAAAAACUCAUCAAGAGGAACAAGAUAGCUAUGCCCGUCGCAAUCAGCAGCUUCAAAAUGUCACUUGGCCUGGAAAAAUGACAGAAAAGCCACGUGGGUGGGUGAUUGCUGACAAUGAAAGGCCACUGCGAAUUGGAGUGCCAAACAGAUUCAGUUUUGUUGAAUUUGUAAUGUCGGAUUCACACAAUGUCCAUGAAAUUAGAGGAUACUGUAUUGAUUUGUUUAAGGAAGCACGAAAACUAGUCCCAUAUGAUCUUCCUUACAGAUUCGAGCUGUUCGGGGAUGGUAGGUCCAACCCCAAUUAUGAUGAGCUCGUGAGAAUGGUUGCAGAUAAUGUGUUUGAUGCUGCUGUUGGAGACAUUGCAAUUGUGCCACACCGAACUAAGAUUGUUGAUUUUUCUCAGCCUUAUAUUGCUGCUGGACUUGUCAUUGUUGCUCCAAUUGGAAACUCAACAUCAAGUGCUUGGGUAUUUCUCAAACCAUUUACAGUGGAGAUGUGGUGCGUCACUGCAGCUUCCUUUGUGAUGAUUGCAGUGGUUAUUUGGAUUCUUGAGCAUCGUGUCAAUGAAGAUUUUCGAGGCCCCCCUAGAAAGCAGCUGAUAACGAUGUUCUUGUUCAGCUUCUCAACACUGUUUAAUACAAACCAAGAAGAUACUGUAAGCACACUAGGGCGGAUGGUAAUGGUGGUGUGGCUUUUCCUGUUGAUGGUGAUCACAUCAAGCUACACAGCUAGCUUGACUUCAAUCCUUACAGUCCAACAGCUGUCAUCAUCCAUAACGGGAAUUGACAGUUUGAUUGCAAGUAACUUGCCUAUUGGAUUCCAAAGGGGUUCAUUUGCAUAUAGCUACUUGACGGAAAAUCUUAACAUACAUCGGUCGAGGCUUGUUUCUCUAGGAUCCCCAGGAGAUUAUGAAAGAGCAUUGAGGAAGGGGCCAAGAGAUGGAGGGGUGGUGGCUAUUGUUGAUGAGCUUCCUUAUGUGGAGUUAUUUUUGUCAAAUCAAACUGAUUUUGGGAUUGUUGGGCAAUCAUUCACCAAGAGCGAAUGGGGAUUCGCUUUUCAAAGAGACUCUCCACUUGCCAUUGACAUGUCUACAGCAAUCUUGAAACUUUCUGAGAGUGGAAGACUUCAAAAGAUCCAUGAGAAGUGGUUUUGUAAGAUGGGUUGUCCUGGGGCAAGGAGAGAAGAUUCUGAGCCUAAUAAACUUCACCUGAGCAGCUUCUGGGGUCUAUAUCUUUUGUGCGGAGUUACUACAAUCACUGCUUUUCUUGUGUUCCUAUUACGAGCGGUCUGCCAAUUUGUACGGUACAAACGGAAGCAGAGGGACCUUUCUGGUCCACCAUCUGGAUCAACAAGUACCCACUAUUCUCAAAUCAUUUUUAACUUUUUUAAUUUCAUUGAUGAGAAGGAAGAUGCCAUCAAGAAGUAUUUUACCCAGUGUGACAAUUCUCAACCCCAAGUAAAUUGACCAAUGCAGCAUGCGUGCUGAUUGGAAUUCUCCUAGUAGUGUAAUUUGAUGAUUUUGGUGUUGGACACAGAUCCUGUUUAGAUUUUGAUUUUUUGUUAUAGCAUGUAAAUAUUUCUAUUUCUAAUAAAACUAUGUUGUAAGGUGUAGUAA